This is a messenger RNA of Cottoperca gobio, 3110 nucleotides long. It is a transcript of the gene optn, whose product is annotated as optineurin. Gene Ontology annotation, molecular function: K63-linked polyubiquitin modification-dependent protein binding. NCBI's taxonomy places the organism in Eukaryota, Metazoa, Chordata, Actinopteri, Perciformes, Bovichtidae. Gene Ontology annotation, biological process: Golgi ribbon formation; regulation of canonical NF-kappaB signal transduction; protein localization to Golgi apparatus. Bases 107 to 1705 code for a protein of 532 amino acids. The transcript has 13 exons. Gene Ontology annotation, cellular component: Golgi apparatus; cytoplasm; nucleus. The record is from RefSeq and is a predicted model, not a curated record.
CGCUGUGUGACUUGCCGUUGCUCCACAAACAGCCGGAGCUGAAGGGUGACCGACACAUUGCUCAACUGUCCGGGUGUUUGUGAGUCGAACAUCAGGCAGCAGCAUCAUGGCGUCUGGAGGCCCCGUGAUGAAUGGCGACAUCUCUCGCUCGCCCGGUCUGUCCGGCCCGCUGGAGGAAACCUUGCAGCAGAUGAACAUCCUGAUCCAGGAGAACCGGGACCUGAAAGAGGCCCUGCGUCAGACCAACCUGACGAUGAAGGAGCGCUUCGAGGGUCUGUCUGUGUGGCGGGAGAAGCAGCGGGAUGAGCGGGAAUUCCUGGAGAGCAGGCUGGAAGAGGCUCGGGGUCACAUGGAGGUGCUGACCCUCCAAAACCAGGAGCUAAGCAGUAGGACGGCGCAGGAGGGGAGGACAGGCUUGCAGGCUGUCUCGUCCAAUCAGAGUGCAGAGCUGAAUAGCCUGUGUGCCCAGGUUGCUCGCCUGCAGGCAGAGAAGAACGACCUGGUGGCCAUGAACUCUGAGCUGCAGCUGAAGGCGGAGCAGGACUCACACGAUGACUCCUUCAUCGAGAUCAUCCAAGUCUCAGAUGGAGGUUUGGACGGCGUUAACAAUGCGUGUGGUUUGGAGCGCAGCAGACACCCGGAGCUGAGCAUGACGGCGUCCCGGCUGGACAGCGAGGAGACGACUGUCAGCCAGCUCCUGCAGUCACUGAGGAACGAGACGCAGCGAGCUGAGCGGCUGCAGGCCGAGCUGCAGUCUUCUGCUGCCAGAAUUCGAGAGCUGGAGGAGAGGAAGACUAAUGUGGAGAAAUCAACACAGACCACCAAUGCAGAGACCAAGGAGGAUUCUGGGAAAGAGGAAAAGGCAGCAUCUGAGGUGGAGAAUCUGAAAUCUCAGAUGAUGACGCUGUUCAAAGAGCUGGAGCAGGCCCAGAGCAGGCUAGAUGAAGCAGAAGGCAUGAAGAAGAACCUGCAGGACAGGUGUCGGGAGGUGGAGCAGGACGCGGUCACUCUGAAGACUCAGCUGCUGAACAAACAGGACGCUCAGAGUGAGACUGAGCGGCUGAAGCUGCAGCUGGACAGCAUGCAGGCUGAGAGCCUGCUGGAGCAGAGGAGGGCCGGGGAGGAGAGGAACAAUAUGAGCCAACUGAGGGAUGCGUACACCAAGCUGUUUGAAGACUACAAUGAACUGAAAGAGGAGAAGAAGAAGAGAGAGUCUCAGCUGGUGCAGAAGGAUGUGGUGGAGCAGCUGCAGGAACGUCUGACCGCUGCUGAAGAGGCCCUGGCUGCUAAACAGAAGCACAUCGAUCACAUGAAGCAGGAGAUGUUCCAGAAGGAGGAGGAGCUGGCGACCAUUUCUGUGUUCCAGGCUCAGGCUGAGGUGUACUCCUCAGACUUCUACGCAGAGCGAGCAGCACGAGAGAAGCUGCACGAAGAGAGGGAGUGUCUGGCAGCUCAGCUGGAGUACGUGAAGAAGCAGAAUAACCAGCUGCAGGAGGAGAUGGACUCAGUGGGCAGGCACUCGCUGACCGAGAUGCAGAAGAGACAUCGGGGAGGAAAUCCACACGGAGCCGGUGCAUCUUUGGUUGGACGAGGUGCGGACUGGCAGCAUCAGGGGAAGAUUCCCGAACACGCCUGUCCCAAGUGCAAUGAGAUCCUGCCAGACCUGGACACCCUGCAGAUCCACAUCAUGGACUGCAUCAACUAGACCUCCGUCAUUAUAAGCUUCCACAACAAUAAUCUGAGUCUUCCUCUGCUUUUAUCUACACCUCUUCUCAGAGACCUGAGACCAUGAUGACCUCAGGAACAUUGGGCCUCAUUCACCAAUAUCUUCCUAAGUUAGUUCUUAAAUCAGUUCCUAAGAAAAGCGUCAUGGCGUGUUCUUAAACUGUUCUUACCCGUGUUAUUAUAAUGAGGAAUAAUAAUAACACCAUUGUAACACCCCACCAUUCCCCAUGUGCACAUAGAAACUGAAAAGAAAAGUCAAGAAGCCCAAACAAAAGUGUGACGAGGGCGAAAGACUUCUCUAGUUCUGAAGCUGAGGCUCUCCUGCAGAAAGUGAACGCCCAACAAGCGUCACAUUUCAUCUGCACAGAGAUAGAUACUUUAUUCAUCCCGAGGGAAAUGUAUGCAUCCAGUAGCUUAAAGACAUUAUACCUUAUACAUUAUAUAAUUAUUUAACAUUACACAUCUCCCCUCCUCCAUUAAAAAGUAAGUAAAUAAAAAAUAAGCAUGGGAUGCUAUUACUUAUUCAGAGUUGGAAGUUUUAGUGGCGUGUUAGUUAAAAGACCAUAAUGUAAAAUAAUGAAAAUGAUUAUUAAAAAGAUAUUGUAAAUGAUAAACAAAUGUUUGAAAUUGAAAUUGAAAUCUUAUAAUACAACAGUAGAAUUGAGGAAAACGCAAUAAGCAAUUAUUUUAAUUAUAAACUUGUCAGCACUCAAAUUAGUGUUAGUGUGCGUAGAUUCAGUUCUGACCGAAGAACAAAUCCCAAAUAAGAAAACGUUGGUGAAAGUGAAUGAGGCCCAAUCAUUCUGGCAUGGCAACACUUUACUUUUAGCAGAACUUAAGUCAAAGGAUUUUAAAGCUGUAUUUAGGGUUCUUCUGAAAAUAAUUGGUCCUUUUCGAGUUUGUGAAAUUUGAGAAUUGCUUUUAAAGAUUUUGAACAGAGCAACAUAUUGUAGGAAACAUCUUGCAGGUUUCGGCUGCUGUCUUCUGGCACAUCGUCUGCCAGUUGCUGGGAUGAUGAAACGCGUGGAAUGGUAAAAGAACAAGACGAGACGCUUCUGUUCAGCCUUUACAGCUUGCAUUGAAUUAUUUGGUUGCUGAAAGCUAUUUUCUACGUCUUUGUUUAAUCGUGAAAGAAAAAUGAAGAUCUUUCUGUAUUCUUUGCUUUGAGAGGACAUUUUAGUUUAUGACUGGGUUGUUAAUAUGAUAAUAUAUACCAGUACUGACAGUUGAUACCUGGUUAUUAGAAUGUAUUAUAUUUAAUGUGUUAAUCUACCUAUCACUGUAUAUGGUAGCCUUUGUAAAUCUAUGUCCAACACACUGCUGUUUAUAAAGGACUUCUCAUUCCCUGUAGUAAUUCUCUGAAUGAAAAUAAAAUAAUCUGCACA